Brassica rapa (field mustard) is the source of this 1023-nucleotide messenger RNA. RefSeq names its product proteasome subunit beta type-1. The record is from RefSeq and is a predicted model, not a curated record. NCBI's taxonomy places the organism in Eukaryota, Viridiplantae, Streptophyta, Magnoliopsida, Brassicales, Brassicaceae. Gene Ontology annotation, cellular component: cytoplasm; nucleus; proteasome core complex.
GUCUGCUUUCGUGUUUACAAAGCCAGAGUGAGAGAGAGAUCUCCUUAAGCUCCAAUCUCUCUCUCUCUCUCUUCUCUUCUUCCUCUUUGCUAACAAAGCAUCCUUUUUUUUUCUGAAGACGAAGAAGCUCCAUGACGAAGCAGCACGCGAACUGGUCUCCUUACGAUAACAAUGGAGGAACAUGUGUGGCAAUCGCUGGAUCGGAUUACUGCGUUAUCGCCGCCGAUACUCGGAUGUCAACCGGUUACAGCAUUCUCACUCGCGAUUACUCCAAAAUCCAUAAACUAGCAGACAAAGCUGUGCUCUCUUCCUCUGGCUUUCAGGCUGAUGUGAAAGCGUUGCAGAAAGUUUUGAAAUCAAGACACUUGGUUUAUCAGCAUCAGCAUAAUAAGCAGAUGAGCUGUCCUGCGAUGGCUCAGCUUCUCUCCAACACGCUUUACUUCAAGCGCUUUUUUCCUUACUAUGCAUUCAAUGUUCUAGGAGGGCUUGACGAGCAGGGUAAAGGAUGUGUUUUCACGUAUGAUGCUGUUGGUUCCUAUGAGAAGGUUGGAUACAGUGCUCAAGGUUCUGGUUCCACACUGAUAAUGCCUUUCCUUGACAAUCAACUCAAGAGUCCCAGCCCACUUCUGCUACCUGCACAGGAUGCCAUCACACCCCUUUCCGAACCUGAAGCAGUUGACCUGGUCAAGACCGUAUUCGCAUCUGCCACUGAGAGGGAUAUCUACACUGGAGACAAGCUUGAGAUCAUGAUUCUUAAGGCCGAUGGCAUCAGGACCGAAGUCAUGGAGUUGAGGAAAGACUAAGCAGGCAUAUGAGUGUUGGGGACACAACUUUGUUCGUUUUUCUUUAUUCGCAUCUCAACAUUAGGUCCCCUCGGUUAUCUUGAACUAUGUUAUUGGCUUGGAUGUAUUGCAGUUAUCAACUCAUGCUUGAAGUUUCCUUUAUGACAAAGUUCUUUUCAAGAGAUUUUAUAACAUUAUUAGAUUUCUUAGCUCUAUAAAACUUCUAUAGAGUUCAUCUUCA